Molecule: messenger RNA, 906 nt
Organism: Penicillium antarcticum
Lineage: Eukaryota; Fungi; Ascomycota; Eurotiomycetes; Eurotiales; Aspergillaceae
Exons: 4
Coding region: 1-906 (301 amino acids)
Biological process (GO): regulation of transcription by RNA polymerase II
Cellular component (GO): chromatin
Molecular function (GO): DNA-binding transcription factor activity, RNA polymerase II-specific; RNA polymerase II cis-regulatory region sequence-specific DNA binding
Source: RefSeq, a predicted model, not a curated record
AUGGUGGGCCGGAAGAAUAUGCGCAACAGCCCGCAGACCGACGACUCACGCGUGACCUAUACUCCUACCACACAUCGCAUUAGCAAGGCCAAGAAAGGCAAGCGCGUACAUGCGUGCGAGUUCCCCGGAUGCACCAAGGUCUUCACCAGAGCCGAGCACCGCAGACGUCACGAACUAAACCACAACCCGGAAGCUUCCUACCACUGCACACAAUCAGGAUGCAACAAGUCCUUCCACCGACCCGAUCUACUUGCGCGUCACAUCGAAAGACAUGAACUGGAUUCGCAAACGGAGCCACCUACAUGGACACUCAGCCAAGAAACUAUCACCGAAUCCUCGAUCCCGCGCUGCAUGUCAAUUGACCAUGGAAUGACUAUGACCGCAACCUCUCAGCCUCACAACAUGUCCAUCGGAUCUCUAGUGGCUCCUGGUAUACAUCCUGAUUUGGUCAACGACUGUUCACUCAUGUGGAGCGGCGUCGACCUUCCUCUCCAGCCCCGGCCAACAUUUCAGAACCAACUCCCCGAGUCUACAGACGAUAGCCCUUUCUACUCCUCCCCCGCAGAGACCUGCCCCUCGCCUCUGUCCGAUGCGACUUUCUCUCUCCCUCCUCACUCCAGCUCCUCCAUAUCCUCUGCUUCAAUCUCAGUUAUCGACCAAUACCCGAAGAACAUUCUCAAGGGCGAUAUUACUUCCUCUCCGUUGCAAAUGCACACUCCGCUCCGCUGGGACGCCGAUGCCGGCCUACCUCCCACCAACAUGUCCGCUAUCUCCAUGGGGGAGAACAUGAUCCAUCCACCCGUUCAAUGCCACUACCCAUCUCCAUCUUGGUCUGGCACCGACUUCUCAUACGAUGACCAGCUUCCAUCCAUGCAACAUUUCCAGCCCGUGAGCUGGACCAUAUAA